AUGUCAGAAGAGCUAAUUUGUCGCUGUAAAAGUUCCUUGGACGAACCAUUUAGUUCAUUAAAUGAUCUAGCUGUUCAUCACGUAUCGUAUAAUGAGUUGGAAAAGCAAUAUGUUGAAUUGUCAGAUUGGUGUGCAAAGAUUUCGGAUGUUAUUAAAAAAAUUUCAUCAAAUACUUUGACUUGUUAUCUUCGACAAAAAUAUUAUGAAGACUUAUAUGAACAAGGUCUGAUGCGUUUGCGAAUGUUUAAACAAUAUUCAAAUAAAUUAAUUCAACGUUUUCCCGAUUUGCAUAUUGUUAUAACAAAUAAAAUAGAAAUUAUUUAUAAAAUAUGGAAUGAACUUGAAGCACGUUUUAUUGGAUAUUUAGAUGAAGACUUCGAUCAAAUUAUUCAUGAUCUUCAUGAUGAAUUACGUUUAUUUGAAGAAUGGAUUAAUACAAUUGAAGAGCAAUUAGAAAGAUUUAAUUCUAUACGAAAUGAAAAGAUAUCACCAGAAGACAUUCAAGAUCUUAUGAAAGUACAAGACGAAAUCAAAUCAAGAAACAGUCGUGUAUCAUCAGUUAUUGAAAUUUGUGACCGUUUAAAAGCCGAUUAUCUGCAGCAAAUUGAACAAAUUCCAUUUGACUAUGCAAGCGAUCUCGAAAACAGAUGGCAUCAAAUUUGGAUACAUUCAGUUGAAAUUCAAUGUAAACUCGAAGAUAGAUAUAAAAUACUGAAGCAUUCAGCAUCUUUUCCUUUAAUCGACGACGACGACGACAUAAUACCAUUCAAUUCAAGCGAAUACGAAAAAAUUUCUUUAACUUCAUCAAACAAUACUAGUGUAGAUUAUGUUAAUUCUACUUUGAUUAAUCGUAAACGUUCAAGAUCACCCGAUAUAAAUAUAAACAUCAUUAGUAUAUCAUCGAAUCCAAAUAGAAAAAUGAUUAAAUCUAAACGGCGUAGAUCAUUAAGUUAUUUACCGAAUCUUUCACCUUCAAAAUUAUAUUAUUCAUUAACAAACAUCAAUGACUAUGAUGAUAAAAUUAUACGAAAAAAAUAUAAAAAAACAACAUCAAAAUUAGACGUUGGCUAUGCCAGUGAAGAUGAUUAUGAUAGAAAGCCUAUUUCAAAAAUAAAAAAGAGUCAAAGUGAUAAUGCAAUUCGAAUAAAAUUAAAAUCUAAUAUUCUAUCAUCGUUAGCUCAAUCUUUACCAUUGUUUGCACAUGUGCAUCUGUUACCUAAAUGGUGGAGACAUUCGAUAACAUCUGCUUAUGAUACAUGUUCUAAUCCGGACAUUGAUAUGAGUAUUGAAGAAACGAAAAAUACAACAAUGAAACCAUCUUUACUUAUGUAUAGUAAAAAAUAUACGAAAAUAAAAAAAUAUAUCGAACAAAAAUCGCCUUUGAAAUCAAAUUCCUAUGAUGCAAGUACAGAAAAUACAGAUCCGGAACAAUCAGAAAAUGAUGUUGAUGUUCUAUCGUCAGAUUUAGUAUCUUUAUCACCAGUUAAUCAUUAUGAAAAUUCAGAUUCUUUACUCUACAAUCGAUAUACAACUACAACAACUACUGGUUAUUCAUCAGACAUUGAACUUGAAACUAAAACAGUACCAUCGGAAAUUGAAGAUCAACCAUUAUUCUUAUGUACAGACUUUACAACAUCAACAAUUAUUUAUUUUAAUUUAGAUGACGAGCCAUUGAAUGCAACGAUGAAUAAUGAUAAAAUCGAAAGCUCCGAACCAUGUUGGGAUGGCUAUCAAAACCCUCUUUUUUAUUCAUUGAAUCCUCAUGACACAGAUUCAAUGGAAACAGCACUUAAAUGGGAUGAUCAAUUUUUCGAAAUCGAUCAACUGUGCAAUACGACAUCCGAUGAUGAUAUACACGUUCAUCAUGAUAAUAUCAUUCGUCCUUCUCUACGGAAUAACAAUAGUUCAUCAUUAUCAUUAAUAACAAGUGUAACAAACAAGCAACAAUUUGAUUCAGAUUCUGAUCUGGAUGAUUUUAAUUAUGUUGUAAACGAAAGUGAACGACAAUUAUUAAAAACACGACAAAGUUUAGAAAAGAACAAACGACAACAAUCACAACAAGAAUCAAUAGUAAACGAUCGAAAUCAAAGGAAAUAUGAUGAACUAAUUCGUACAUGUGACACAAAUAUUCAAUGUUUAGAAAAAAUUCUAAAUAAUCUUCAUCAGUCAAAUAAUUCUCGACUCAACAAUACACAAGCUAUUGAGCUAUUGCAAAAAUACUUGUCCGAUUGGCAUCAUAUGAGAGAACAAGUUUUUGAUGAUCGAACCCGCGCACGUCAUUUAUUACAUAUAUCACAAGAAAUAAUUAAAUUAAAAUUACGUAUAGACGAAGAAUUAUCUCACAUUAGCACCUCUUUGAAUCAUUCGUGGUUCGACAUUAAUUCAAUAAAUCAAUUAAAAGAUCAAAUUUCGUAUGAAAUUGAUAUUGAAAAAGAAAAUCGUCAAAAAUUAAUAACGUUUUAUACUAAUUUGCAUCUAGUUGAAGAACAUUUAAAAGAAUAUCUAAUGACUUAUCCGAAUGCUUCAUCAUCAUUUCGUAUCGACGAACAGUUACAUAGUAAUCGUGUAACACUUGAACAAUUCACAAAUAAAUUGGAUUCAUAUCGAAAUCAAUUACGUACAUUAAUAACAAUGAUUGAUAAUCUUUCGCCUAUUGAAAAUCAUAUUGAACAAAAAUUAACUUCUAUCGAUUAUCCAGGUGAACUUCAAGAAUUACAAGCAUCAAUUGAUAAUUAUGAACGAAUGAUUCCGUUGAAUAAUUCCUAUUUAAUCAUUAAAAAUCAUUGUCAAUAUAAAUUAGAUCUAUAUAGAAAAAUGCUUAAUGAUUUUAUUCGUAAACACGAAAAACAUGUUUCAUUCGAUAGCCCGAUUAAUAUUAAUAAUAAUAAUUCUACAAAUAUUAAUUCAUCAACGUCAUCAUCAUCAUCAUCAUCGACUCCACAAGUACAAUAUACAUAUAGUUCAAGCGAUAAUUUUCGCAAGAAAAAAAUGAUCUUCAAUCAAUACAGACAGAGAGAAACCCAAGAUAUUCAACAAACCUGUUCAACUAAUAAAACAUACAAUAACAAACAAAGUACAACAUCAUCUUAUAUAUCUGAUGAUUGUAAAGUUUUAUAUAUAGAAACAGUUAUUGAAGUUCCAAAACCCGUUUUUUACGAACAAGCAACCAAUACAAUAUCAACAACAAAUACAGAGUAUCAUCAUCACAUUCCUCAUAGUCAACAAACAAUAGCAUCAAAUCGAAAUAAAUAUUUUAUGGAUAUAACAAAUAAAAAUCAACAUAGUGGAGAUUCAACCGAUGAUGAUUUAUCUACUCAACCGGUGAAUUUAUCAACAACAAUAAAUCGUCAUCAAUUGACUGAAGAUCAUUUAAAACAACACGGUGAUAGCGGAAUAGAACUAGACCAAACAUCAUCAUCAUCAACCAUUUAUAAUCAACAAAUAUCGAAAGAUCGUUUAUUAUUUCCAUCAACAAAUAGAAAUUAUGAUAAGACAUCUCCGUCAACACUUGUUCGUCGUAUACAAAAGCAAACAGCAACAAAAAUUGAAAAUCUUCAUUCAGAUAAAACUCUAUUAAUAUCACCUGUGCUGAAUUCAACUCAAACGAAUACAUAUUGGAAUCGUUUAAAAAAAAAAUGGUUUCGUUCACUUCUCAUUGGUCUUCUAAUUUUAUUAAGUUUAUUUCUUGUUUAUUUAUCUGGGCUUGAUUCAUGUUCACGAUCUGCACUUAUUCAAAAUGUUUGUCAAAAAAUUAUUUGCAUUGAAAAUGAAGGAUUACCGACUAUUUGA
This is a messenger RNA of Rotaria socialis, 3789 nucleotides long. NCBI's taxonomy places the organism in Eukaryota, Metazoa, Rotifera, Eurotatoria, Philodinida, Philodinidae. The record is from the annotation of a GenBank genome assembly.